This is a messenger RNA of Australozyma saopauloensis, 921 nucleotides long. RefSeq lists its product as uncharacterized. The transcript has a single exon. Lineage: Eukaryota; Fungi; Ascomycota; Pichiomycetes; Serinales; Metschnikowiaceae. The coding region runs from base 1 to 921 and encodes 306 amino acids. The record is from RefSeq and is a predicted model, not a curated record.
AUGAUGGCCCACGAGCUCCCGCUACAAGCGCACGGCGUACCGCAUACAGCGCCUGUAAGCAAGACCAAAAAAGGCAAGCAUCACCAAGCGAAAAUCCUGUUACCGAAUGGGCAGAAACCAGAUUUCGGGCCGGGAAAGGAGAGACUGCCACAGCUUCCAAAUGGGGCCAAACCAGAUUUCGGAACCGGUGAGGUUCCCAAGAAGGGCAAAAAGUCCAAAAAGCUGGGUCAAAAUGGUGCCCUGAAAGCUGCUGGUGGCCAGAACCAGAACAAGGCUCAAAGCAAUGGCAACGGACCAAAGAAUACCAACACGAACAACAACAGCAAAAGCAACAACAACAGCAACGACAAUACUGCCAGCUCUCACAACGGGAAUGGUAUCAGUAUCGGAAACAGCAAUGGCAAUGCCAAUGGCAACCGUAGAAAUGGUUCUUCUGGAAAGAACCUAGACUGCUAUGCUGGCUCAUCCUUCCACUCCUCGCCUGAAGCCUUGGCUUUGCCCAAACCUUCGUUUGCUUCUGCUUCUCAAUCUACUUCUGUUUCUGCGUCGUCGCCUCCCCGCAACGACCCUGCUGGCCUGCCUCUCCAGAUGCAGCCAGUGUUUCACUCUCCAGCUCCACAGCAACAACUUCCUUUCACCCAUCCAUCAGGACAGUAUAACUUGAAUCCAGCAUUCGUGUAUCAGGGUGUGCCUGGAGCCGGACCUCCUCGGUAUCCUAUCACUACUUACCCUCCACCUCCCAAGCAGAACUACUCAUACGGAGGUAUGAUGCCAGGGUUUAUGCCUCCUGGACCACACAUGCACCAUUAUCAACACUAUCCCAUGGCGCCACCGCCACCACCAAUGCCAGUGGCGAGCCACCAGCCACCCCAGAACGGACAGAAGAUUCUGUUCAAUGAUUUGAUUGGCUCGUCCAAGUGA